This is a messenger RNA of Triticum aestivum (bread wheat), 3613 nucleotides long. RefSeq names its product pentatricopeptide repeat-containing protein At5g61400. The transcript has 5 exons. Gene Ontology annotation, molecular function: protein binding. Bases 585 to 1736 code for a protein of 383 amino acids. Lineage: Eukaryota; Viridiplantae; Streptophyta; Magnoliopsida; Poales; Poaceae. The record is from RefSeq and is a predicted model, not a curated record.
AGCAUACCUAGCCGAGGAGCAGAGGCCAACAAAAAACUUCGUUAAACCCCAGCAGAGCGAGGGCGCGCGGCGGCGGGGCGGCGGGCGUAGGCGGCGGGGCUCGGCGAGAAUGUUCGGUUGCGCCACUAGCGGCGAGAGUGCGGGGCGAUAGCCGACGGCUUGAGCGCGUGAUUGAAUUAGCGGUCAAGCGGGGGACGCGCCGGCUCGGGCUGCGGUAAUUCCCCAAUCGCCUCUUGCUUCGGCGCCCGAGAUUGAGAGCCCCCACGGGCCAGGCGCCGCAGGACCUCACCGGAGUGGUGGGCAUGCCGGCGGCGAUGAGAGGUUGCCGUGCCGGCGGCGAGCGGCGAUAGCAGGCUGUCUCCCUCACAUUCUCAGCCUACAAUGUUAAUCGAAGCUGCGCUAACUGGCUCGGGUUGAUUUUCCAAUAAAAGGAAUUUUUCAUGUAACUUGUCCUAUUAUUUCCUGGGUGGUCCUCACUGUUAACUUUUCAAGGAAGUUUGCUCCAUGAAGUACAAAAGUAGUGGACAUUCUUCCUUCUUCCGCUUAUGCUGUCAGUGUAAGGAGGGGAUUGGCGGCCCUCUUCUAUGCACCGAGCAGUGCUAAGUUUCAUGCGUCAAGCCCUUGUAAAAAGAAGCUGCCCUCCGGCGUUGCGACUUUACUCUGUGGCUUGUUGCUUGAAGAGCUUAGAUCAUCAAGAACCUGCUGGAAGCUUCUUUUUCAGCGAGUAUAAAAACCCGUGUCUUCCUCCCUUGAUCACACUAGCAGUUCGUACAUCAAACUGGAACAAGGCCAGGAAGAUUACCUUCAGGGAGUGUGUGAAGUUAUAUGGGCUAUCCCGGUCAGUUGGGCUGUUUGCAUUGCUUAUGCAACCCUUCUUGCCGCGAAGAAUCAGAGAGAUCCGGUGCUUCAUACGGAGCAUUGUUGAUUACUGUGGAAGUGCUGGCCCAGAGUUGUUUGAGUUGGCACCUAUGUUGGUCAGUAAUUUGGGUGGGUCAAUGACAUUACUACAAGUUCAUGCUACAGCCAUUCGGGUUUUUGUAGAGUUGUCAAUGUUUGAGGAUGCUCUUCUCACUUACAUUGAGGCCAAGAAGGUUGGAGUUGAACUGCAGUUGUGCAACUUCCUGCUGAAGUGUUUAGUGGAGAGGAAUCAAAUCAUGUCUGCGAGGAGUUUGUUUGAUGAUAUGAAUACUUCUGGUCCAUCACCAAAUGUGUACUCUUAUUCAGUUUUGAUGAGUGCUUAUACACAUGGAGAUAGGUUAUGCUUGGAGGAAGCUUUUGAGCUUCUGUGUGAAAUGGAAAUGAAAGGCGUGAAACCGAAUGCGGUAACCUAUGGCACUUACCUCUAUGGGCUUUGCCGUACCAGACAUGUGUCAUCUGCAUGGAAUUUUCUUCAAAUGCUUUGUCAGAGAGGCUACCCUCGCAACAGUUAUUGUUAUAAUGCUGUGAUUCAUGGUUUCUGUCAUGAGGAUCAGGUUCACAAAGCCAUGGAGGUGUUUGAUGGGAUGAAGAAGGGCGGGUUUAUCCCAGAUGCCCAUAGCUAUAGUAUAUUAGUUGAUGGGUUAUGUAAGCAAGGGGAUCUAUUGGCAGGCUAUGACGUGCUUGUCGAAAUGGGAUUGCUCCUACUCUGGUCAGUUAUACUUCACUUUUGCAUGGUCUUUGCAGAGCUGGAAAGGUUGAAUUGGCAUUUGACUUGUUUAGGAGGCUCAAAGAACAAGGUGUCAAGCAUGACCACAUAGUUUACAGCAUUUUUCUUGCUUGUUGUUGCCAACAUUUGGAUCUGGAGGUUGUCUAUGACCUUUGGAAUAACAUGGUUCAUCAUAAUUUUAUUCCAGAUGCUUACGACUAUACUAGUCUAAUAUAUGCAUUCUGUAGACAUAGUUACCUCAAAGAAGCAUUGGGAGUAUUCGAACUCAUGUUUGAGAAGGGAAUAAGCCCGAACAUUGUGACAUGCACCAUUCUAGUUGACAGUUUCAGCAAAGAAGGGAUGAUCAAUGAAGCCCUCCUAUUCCUGGAUAAAGUACGCCAUCUUGGAAUUGUUCCCAACCUUUGUAUGUACAGAGUUAUCAUAAAUGGUCUGUGCAAGGUCAACAAAUGCGAUGAUGUGUGGGCCUUUUUUGCAGACAUGAUAAAAAGAGGCUGUGUUCCUGAUACUUUCAUCUAUAGUAUUAUUAUUGAUGGCUGUGUGAAAGCACUGAAACUUCAGGAGGCUUUCAGAUUGUUUCAUAAAAUGUUGGAUGAGGGUACAAAACCUAAUAUAUUCACAUAUACUAGCCUAAUAAAUGGUCUUUGCCAUAAUGACAGACUUUCUGAAGCUGUGACAUUGUUUAAGCAUAUGAUUUGGGAAGGAUUGACACCAGACAGGAUUUUGUAUACAUCUCUUAUUGCAUGCUAUUGUAAGCGUUCAAACAUGAAGGCAGCUUUGGAAAUUUUUAGAGAGAUGGAGAAAGGGGGUUUGUCAGCAGAUGCUUUUGUUUAUACUUGUUUAAUUGGGGGCUUCAGUAAAGUGCUUGCGAUGGAUGGCGCACAAUGGUUGAUGGAAGAAAUGAUAAAUAAGGGGCUUACACCUACUGUAGUAACUUAUACAGAUAUCAUAGUUGGAUACUUCAAAACUGGAGAUGAGAAGAAAGCUCAUAUGAUGUAUAACAGUAUGCUCCAGGCAGGCAUUACACCAGAUGACAAGCUGAGUAGUAUGUUGGGAUUUGGCAAUGAUGGAGAUAGUUUUCAGGACUCCCUGGAAGAGAAGGAUAUAUCAUAAGUUUUCAAAUUGUGCUCUAUGGGUGAACGAUUACUUUCAACAAUUCACUGGUGGUGGAGAGGGAGAGCAGUUGAAAAACUUGGUAUACAGUGAGCAGCUCUCAGUGCUGUAGCGAGCUUGUACAAGCGAUACUAGAAUUGCGAGGGCCUUGUGUAUCAAAGUGGCCUGAAGACAUAAGCAUGUCUAUCCACGUAUUCCUUAAGUUUUCUUAUUUGAUAGUCAACUGAGAAGCAUUUUUAUUGAGAUGAAAGCAGAGAGCAGCCGUGAUUGAUGAGAUCUGGCAUACAGCAUGUCAUUACAGACCCAGGAUCAGAUCUAGACUGGUGUCUGUGUGUCAAGUGAACAGUGCUAGGCAGCAUCUAGGCAAUCUCAGAGAUGUAUAUGAUAACCUACAGUUCACCAGGGUUUCGUGUUACAUGGACUUCUGUGGAUGAACAUAUCAAAGACGAUCUUGAUCUUCAGAGUACUGCUCAAGAGGAAGAGGUGCAGGCUAUUAUACUUGUAGCAGAAAGCAUGGGAGAAGGCACUCGGCGUGCUUUGAAUAAAAUUGUGCAGUUGAGGCUGAGAAACUUGGUGAAGACUACAAGCUCUGGUGUAUGGAACUUAGUAGAGUUUUCUAAGUGAGUUAAAAUGGUAGGCCAUAAAUGGCUCUGUAAAACUAAACGUAAUUUUGAGGGAAUUUUUGAAAGGCUCAAACAAUGGCAUGUAGCCAAAAGGCUCAUAAUAAAGAGAGAAAAGAUUGAUCACAAUGGCAUCGUCCUGUCUUGACUGAGGAAUUGUCACAAUGCUUGUGUUAUCAUUCUGGCAUGCUUUUAUGCUGAUUGAAUUUUUAAAUAUCCUGCGAGGCUCAACAUGAAA